AUGCCGCCAAUGCGAACAGUGUCGCGGGAGAAGCCUCCAAAGACACAGCGCACUCAAGAAGAGAACCAGGAGAGAGCAUAUAUCGCUGCGUCGAGAAGGAGUGACCGAACUCUCGAGGCUCGCGUGGAAUCGGCACGGAGGGCUUCAGAAGUUCAUAAGAGAAGAACUGGACGGGCGCUCCGGAUAACCGCCGAGGAUGUCAUGAACGAGGAGAUGUAUGAGGAAGAGGGGGAUGACCUGCCAUUACAAUAUCGACGCCUUACUGCACAUUUGCAAACGAGCUCGGCCGAUUUCAAUCGCCGCUUCGCCGCUUAUUUGACACACCAGGUGGCGGUCCGGAGUGCCAUAGAGCAGAUGGCUCGAGAUCCUCAUGGCCAGUAUCCCAACAGCGGAGUCAAUAUGUUUCCAUCACCCAUGACUCCUCAACAUAAUAUGGCACAGUCGCUGGGGGGAUAUCAGCGCCCUGCUCCGUACCCUUCGCCUCAUCAAGCCCAUUUUUCCCUGAAUAGCGGCCGGAUGGCAGACUCUUCAGCAUCAGCAACCAAAGACCAAGAGUCAAUAUCGCCUUCCGCACCUGCGCCUGCUCCAGGCGCAAUGGAUCACAGUAACUUGUCGAUUCAUGGCUCGGCACACGUGUCAGACCAGUAUUCUGGACAGCAUGUCAAGGGUCCGGGACCAAGAGCAGAUUUUGAGUUUUCGCCACAGCGUCAAAACCCCAGUGCCGCUACCUCUCCUCAAGGCCGCUCCAAUUCAUUCGCACCAUUGUGGCAGGAUAUGGGGCCGUUCACCACUUCAUUGCCUCCGGAGUCGCAGCAGAUGUUCGCGCAUGCACCUGGCUUUGACGUCAAUGAUCCUUUUUACGCCAUGCUUAUGCGUGGCUCGGACCAGUACGUCAGCAAUUCAUACUACCCUUGGAAAAAUACGCACAGUUCUGUUAAAGAUAUAUCUGCGAGCGACUCAGCCUACCAGGGAAUGAAUGCAACUCUGGCGCCCACGGCACUGGACAAUUUUUCCGAUGGCAUACAGAAGCGCACCAAUAGCACCAUUUCGACGGCCACGACAGUGCUAUCAUCUGUCUCUGGAGAAGUCGCUGAAGUAAAGUCUCUCUCCAACUCAGGCUUGGACUUUGUUAAGCAGGAAGCCAGAGAACCCAGUUUCGUUGCUGGUAACGACGGCCUAGACUCGGGUCAUGGUACCCCUCCCGGGGACGGAUUUUGGGACCACUUUGUCCGAGACGGUAGCUGGGAUGGUGGCGACAACGACGUACAAGCAUUUUUUAGUGGGCACAACCUGGAUAAUACCGAUGUGGAUCUGAAGGUCAAACUUGAGGUACAUGAUUGA
Fonsecaea nubica is the source of this 1341-nucleotide messenger RNA. RefSeq lists its product as hypothetical. The record is from RefSeq and is a predicted model, not a curated record. The coding region runs from base 1 to 1341 and encodes 446 amino acids. NCBI's taxonomy places the organism in Eukaryota, Fungi, Ascomycota, Eurotiomycetes, Chaetothyriales, Herpotrichiellaceae. The transcript has 2 exons.